GGUAUGUGCACUAUGUUGCGGUAGGCAUCUUGAAUGAUCUAGUGUAGACAGUGCACAGUGUUGUAGCCUAUGAGCGACGAGGAGGACAUCAGAGAGGACGACCGAAGGAUUUUGCGAUCAGGUAGACACCCGAUAGCCCACGUGUCCUUAGGACCGGAGGGUGAUAGGAUUCUGUUCCGCCGGCUUAGGGAGAGGCAGCAGCAGCAGAGGAGGGCUAGAGAAGCCGAGACCAGCAGAACUUUAGUUAGCGAGGCCGGUGCUACAACAGCCAUGGCCACUACAGCCAUGGUCACUUCUGCGCAGCAGACUUCCCAAGUCAGUAGUUCAGGUGUCGUCGGGUCAACGGUCGCGCAGACCGUGAGCCAGUCCACUGGCGUUAUGGCAAGCCAGGCCGCGGUGUUGACUCCAGAGGAUGUCGCCAUCCAGCAGGAAGCCCUGCAGGAGGCACAGCUACAACGGGCAUUAGGAGAGAGAAAAACGAAAAUGGAAAAAAUGAUCAGAAGAAGAGCCAGGAUGCAGCGGAGAGGGGCAGAUAUAGAGGAGUUAGAGACGAUGGACCUGAUGCAUAUGGAUGAUGAUGUGAAGGUAGUUAGGAGGGCCCUGCUAGGUGUAAUAGAGAUGCAGGAGCAUCAAACUACCAUCCUUCAGGACAUUCAACAGAGCCUAGCCGUUUUGGCAGGCCGUGCAAAGGCAGCACCAUCACCAGCCGGGCCUGGUGCCUGGCCCGUGCCAUAUCCUCCUUUUUCUGUCCCACCGGUGACAGGGGUAUCCUUAUAUGUAGCCCCAUCAUCGGUUGCUAUCGUUUCCCUGGGCAUGCCGCUGUCAGGAGGUGUAACAGCAGGGACUAGUUUGCAGGUUCCUGUUCAGACAGUGUUCACUCAAACUCCGUUGCAGGUUGCAGUCACCACGCAGGCUGCUGUCUCGCAGCCUGUGCAGCCUCAGGGCACGCAGCCCCAGCAGCUAGCACAACAACCUCUGUCACCGGGUCCACAGCCCGGAGUGGUGCAGGGACCGGGACAAACUCAAUGGGUUCCAAAGACGGCCAUCGACGCUCCCAAACCUUUUACAGGGGAUAAGAGGGGCGAAGACCUCGACACAUGGUUGAGGGCAGUGCCGGUCUACGUCAGGUGUAAACUCACCUUGCCGCACGAAGAAGUGCUUGUGGCUGCUUCCUACCUAGAGGUCAGUGCAGCAAGAUGGCUGAGUGGUUUGGUACAACUCCAGGGGUAUGGUCAUGACUUCCGCGCUUGGGCGGCCUCCCUGAAAUCGGAGGACUUCUUGAAGAUGGUGGAAGAAAGGUGGCAUGAUCCUCAGGAGGCCCAAAGGGCCACUGAUGCGAUCCUCACACUGCACACGCGGCAGUUUAAGUCAGUAAGGGAAGCCACCGACGCUGUUGAGUGUCUGAUCUGUGUCCCAGGGGUGAGCUAUGACCCCCAGGUCCUACUGACUUCGUACUUGAGAUGCUUUUCUCAGCCUCUCAGGAACCAGUUGGCAAAAGAGGCCAACAUCAAUAUGCACAACUUUCCUACAUUCAGCAAGGUGGCCCUAGACAUUGAAGCUAAGAUAGGGCAUGGACAGGCACCCACUACGGAUGGGAGAAAGAAGACACUGCCUCCCAACUGGCAGGCGAAAGGUCGCAUCAUGUUUGUCGACAACGAUGGUUCAACCAUCGAGUUCGACGGCAACUUCCAGGAGGGAGUAGGUUCAGAGGCGGGCAGCGUAGAAGCUUCAGAGGGUGGAGUAGUCGUUGCCGUUGCUCAAAAAGGUAAGGCAACCGAUAGACGCCGCGGAGGCUCCCGGUCUAGGAGUCAAGUUGACCCCAAUGCUCCUCCAUGGGAGAAAGCGGGUCUUGCAGAGGACGUGUGGAGAGACCGUUACUCACGGCAGGCCUAUAUUCGUUGUGGUCAAUAUGGCCACAACCAAUUCAAGUGCCGCAAUAAGAAGGUGACGGAAAAGAUCCCGCCCACGAUGGGGCAGGCGGUAGGAUCCUCGCAUCCCGUUGGUAGCAAUGUUGUCAGUUCUUCACGCAGUGCUCCGGGAAACAUGUCCGACCAACGAGUGCGAGGUGAUUUCAGACAUCUGAAGCAUGCGUUGACGCAAUACGAGGUCUUGAAACUUCCUGAUCCUGACAAGCCGUUCAUAGUCACCACGGAUGCCAGCCAAUAUGGCAUUGGCGUCGUGCUCGCGCUGCAGGAAUGGCCAAAGUUGAGGCCAGUCGAGUACAUGUCAAAAAAGAUGUCGUCUCAUAAGUUGGCCAACUCCACCUAUGAGAAGGACCUCUACGCUGUGUACAAGGCUCUGACCCAUUGGAGACACUAUCUCCUUGGGAGAUUCUUCAUCUUCAGGACUGAUCAUCAGACCCUGAGAUGGAUGAGGACUCGGCCCGUACUUUCUGACGCUCUGAAGCGUUGGAUCGAAGUCAUUGAGCAGUACGACUUCGACCCCCAGUAUCUCAAAGGGGAGUACAACAAAGUCGUUGAUGCCUUGUCGUGUAGACCUGACUUUUCAGGUGCGCUGAUUACUGAGUUCAACCUCACGGACGAUGUAACUCGCUCUUUGGUGGAUGCCUAUCGCGAGGAUCAGUUCAUGUCGGAGACCAUACGCAGACUCGAGGCGAAGGACAAAAAGACCUCCGCCGAGUUUGAGUUGGUCAACGGUUUGCUGUUUCUUGAGAAGGCCGGGAAUAAACGGUUGUGCGUCCCAAAUAGGGAGUCUUUGCGUAGUUUAUUUUUAGGAGAAUGCCAUGAUGCCACCGGCCAUUUUGGGUAUAAGAAGACCGCAGCCAACUUGCUGCAGCGGUUCUGGUGGCCCACGAUGAUGCGAGAUGCUCAGCUGUAUGUGGAGACUUGUCAAGUGUGUCAACGAGACAAGCCAUGUACUCAGGCUCCUCUUGGGCUUUUGAAGCCCCUUCCGAUUCCAGAACGGCUUGGUGAGAGUCUGUCCAUGGAUUUCAUGGAUACUCUGAUCACCAGCAAGAGUGGGAUGCGUCACAUCUUCGUCAUCGUGGAUAGAUUUAAGGCCAACGGCCAGGCCGAGCAACUGAACCGCGUCGUACAACACCUGUUGAGGCAUUACAUCAAGCCCAACCAGGUGGACUGGGAUGAGAAGCUUGCUGUCAUCGCCAGUUUGUAUAACAAUGCGGUACACAGUGCCACUGGGGUGAGCCCGAACAGUUUACUACAGACUUUCAAGCCUAGACUACCCCUUGACUUUCUCCUUCCAGAGAAUGAAUCAACUGCUGCACCGGGUACUUCAGAGUUUGCCUACAGAUAUGAACAGAAAAUGCAGCAGGCAGUAGAACAGAUGCAGAAGGCACAGGCGGCGAUGAUAGAGUCCGAAAACCGACACCGCCGGCCUUCUACAUUUCAGGUUGGGGAUAGGGUCUGGGUUAAGUCUUCAGAACUGGGACAGGAGUACGAGAUCUCCCGCAAACUCAUACCUCAGUGCUUUGGACCUUGGGAAGUCUUGGACAUCGUCGGGACAGAUCCGGAUGGGCCAUCUUACGUUAUCCGGAUUCCUGGUCAUCUCCACACUUACCCUGUUUUUCACGCCUCCAAGCUGGCACCUUUCAAAGAGACUGACCAGUUUCCAUCUCGUCGCUCAAUGCUGCCCCCAACCAUGGACGGAGAGGCGGACAUUGAUGAUAUUGAGGAUCACAGAGAGCUGCCGGUAUCAAGACCAGCAGGCAGGGGACGUCCUCCAAAACCGAAGCUGCAGUACCACGUUCGGUUCCGGCAUCACACUGAUCCGAAGGAGGACUGCUGUGUGCGGAUGCUUUCAAAUCUGCUCCUGAAAUCCAUCGAGUGUCUCGGGAUCGCAUGCUUUGACGGUGACAUUGUACUGUCGAGGCUUGCUAUUGUACUUGUGAUUCGAGAUGACGCGGUCGACUUCCUGAUGACCAUCCAUAGAUGGAGGGCCUUGCCAUCAUCGGUCCGGGAAGUCCUCGCUCUUAGCUGGUGUGUAUGUCGCAAGCUUCGAGGCGUGAAAGGCUGGAUGGACCGUCAGAUGUGGGGGGAUGUUCAUCAGGCACAUCAAACGAGGGACCAUCGGGCUCAUCGCCCGUGGCUGAUGUUACGGGCCAUGGUGCAAACCACUUGCGGAGUAGUUUGCGUGAAACAUCCUGUUCGAGUGCAAAUUCUUCCGCGAAGAUGCAAACCAGAUCGCCGACGUGAAUGGGACAUGGCACGCGAAGCUUGUUGGCUUGCUGCUGCAUGCGAACUUCAGCCUUUUGCAUGUUCACACGGGCUUCAGCCAACAAUUCCCUAUACUUCCGAACGGAAGCGGGAGAGCAAGCAGCGUCUAUGUCGGCUGAUUGUGGAAGGAGAAGAUCAGCGAAGAUACGGCCUUUCCGGCCACCGUGGUGCAACUCGAAUGGAGUCACACCGAUCGCCGGAUGAAGGCGAACUCGAUGUCGGGGAGGCGGUCAACCCAAUCCUUCUAAUCCGGACGGAUGAGCGUACAAAGCAUCAUUUGAGCGGUUUGAUGUGCCCGCUCCGUUUGCCCGUCCGUUUGUGGAUGCCGAGCCGAACUUGGUUUCAUCUUGGUGUCGGAUUCCUGCAUGAAAGAAGUCCAAAACGCCAACAUGAAACAAGUGCCGCGGUCGCUAACAAUGUCUUCCGGGACGCCGUGGCUGCAAAUCCAGCCGGUGUGCAAGAGGCGCGCAAGUUCAAGAGCCAUGGUGUAGCACUUGCAAGGGAGAAAUCGCGCGUAUUUACUCAAUCGGUCAACGACCUUGAGGAUGCCAUCGUGCUCGAAGCGGUCGCAAGGGAACGGGCCGGUGAUGUCCAUGGCAAUGGAGAGGCCGGGUUCCCGCGGGAUGGGUAACGGGCGCAAUUCGCCAUAGGGGUUGUGAUUGUGGGGCUUUCUUCAUCGACAAACUUUGUAAGAGUCGCAAUACUAAGUGAUGUCGGUAAUGAGGUCGGGCCACCGGAAUCGUUGUUGAAGUCUUGCGAUCGUUCGGUUGACUCCGAUGUCCAGCGAGUCGCGAGUCGUGGUACUCGCCGAGAAGGCGAGUCCGAAGACGACGGUGUCGUGGGACACACAAUUAAGUCCUUGCCUCGCGAGUGGAGAAGCAAGUAUCCGUCGGCGAUGCGAUAAUGGCUGGUCGACGAGUGAUCUGAAGAUAGGUGCACAUAUAGCGUGGCGAAAUUUGGAUCCGACUGGUAGCCCCGAAUGAAAUGCCACUGAAGUC
Messenger RNA from Chara braunii, 5191 nucleotides. Lineage: Eukaryota; Viridiplantae; Streptophyta; Charophyceae; Charales; Characeae. The record is from the annotation of a GenBank genome assembly.